Raphanus sativus (radish) is the source of this 1008-nucleotide messenger RNA. RefSeq names its product probable calcium-binding protein CML21. Bases 165 to 860 code for a protein of 231 amino acids. NCBI's taxonomy places the organism in Eukaryota, Viridiplantae, Streptophyta, Magnoliopsida, Brassicales, Brassicaceae. The transcript is spliced from 4 exons. Gene Ontology annotation, molecular function: calcium ion binding. The record is from RefSeq and is a predicted model, not a curated record.
UCAUGAAACUUGUCUCUUAUAUGUUGUCUUUGUUUAGAUUUUUUUCACGUUAUCUAAUGAAUUUCUAAGUAGAUUUGAUCUUAUUAUGUGCAAUCAAGAAAUUUAUUAACCUGCCUUGUCUUGCAAGAAAACUAGAUUUUGAUAUCGAAGCAUAAUAGAUAGACAUGGGAGGUGCGGUGACGAAAUCUGGUGCUCAAGAAUGGGUUCCAGAGACAAAGCUAGAGGCCAAGAUCAAAGAAGCCGUGCAACGCAGGGCAUCGAAAGGCACCACAAUGAAAUCUUUCAACAGUAUUAUCCUCAAGUUCCCAAAGAUCGACGAGGGUCUAAGAAACUGCAAAGCCAUUUUCCAAGAGUUCGAUGAGGAUUCGAACGGGUCCAUAGAUCACUCGGAGCUAAAGAACUGUUUCAGGAAGCUAGAGAUCAUGUUCGAAGAAGAAGAGAUAAAUGAUUUGUUCCAGGCUUGUGAUAUCAACGAGGAUAAGGAGAUUGCGUUUACUGAGUUCAUUGUGCUUCUCUGCCUUGUCUACCUUCUUAAGGACGACUCAUCCACUCUCCAAAAGAAAUGGAGACUGGGAAUGCCGAAGCUGGAGCCAACGUUUGAGACGCUAGUGGACACGUUCGUGUUCCUAGACGAGAACAAGGAUGGACAUGUGAGCCGCGAGGAGAUGUUCAUAGCCAUUGAUGAAUCUGGAGAACGUUCCUCCGGGAGGAUUGCAAUGAAGAGAUUUGAGGAAAUGGACUGGGACAGAAAUGGAAUGGUGAACUUUAAAGAGUUCCUGUUCGCAUUAACUCAGUGGGUUGGGAUAGAUGAGAAUGAAGAUGAUGAUGAUGAUGACGACGAUAACAAUGACAAGGCUUGAUGAGUUUGCAUAAUGUAGUAGUAACAAACUUAUACUAGUUGAUGUGUUUAUGUUUUAAUGCAAACAGAAUAAUUCAUUACCAAAACACAAAACAUUAUAUGUUUUUACCCAAAAUUAAGCAACAAAGCUUAUCACUAGUCUCCACUGA